Bacillus rossius redtenbacheri is the source of this 17671-nucleotide messenger RNA. RefSeq lists its product as uncharacterized. The transcript has 2 exons. The record is from RefSeq and is a predicted model, not a curated record. The coding region runs from base 7716 to 10883 and encodes 1055 amino acids. NCBI's taxonomy places the organism in Eukaryota, Metazoa, Arthropoda, Insecta, Phasmatodea, Bacillidae.
UGGCUCUCACAGCCUACUCUCUGUAGCUGGCUUAACAUAGUGAUGCUGUAUGCUGUAUGCUGAUGUUCAUUCAAUGUAGGUACACUUAAUCUAAAAUACGUUGCAGAAAUAUAUGAAUAUUCAGUAAAAAUUGCUUAUGAUGUUCCCGCAUAAUACUUUUUCCAACCUAUUAUGUUCACAAAAUUAUUCCUUUUCUAACUUCCAUAUGUUAUACCUUUUCAUUUAAAACGUUUGUGUUUAUAGAUGCUUCUCGCAUAUAAUGUUCAGUGUUUUGAGGAAAAAAAAAAUUACAUUUAUCAUUUAUCUUUUAAACUAUAUCCGUCAUUAAACUUUCAUGCUUUUAUUUCUAAAAAAUAACAAUUAAUUUAAUAAAGACUCAUAAUCAUCAAAACCUUUGUCACACUCCACACACUGUUACAAGUUGUAGUUUUUGACCAAUCAUCAGCUUGCCUUUAUAAUGACUUUGUGAGGUUGUUCCAGUUUGAGGGCGUACCGGUGUUGCGAUCUGAAUUAUUGGUGGAAAUAGUGGGCGCCACCACGUGAGUGGGCACGUGGACCUGGCGUGAUACUCUUGCUCAGGGUGUUACGUGGCCUGUGUGCGGUGAGAUAUUAGCCUCCUGAUAUUUAAUUCGGCACCUGUCCCUAACCGAGCCCGCUCUCAGCGUCGGGCACGCUUCUACUUAACCGCAGUGGGCUCUUAGGGCGUCCCACACGCCGCUGACUGGGUUAAGGACCCACGUGGCCCCCCCGAACACAAAGACACGUGACUCAAUUAAGUUGGUUUUAUUUACUUACACGUUACACGCCCUCGUACAAUCCUUCCUUGAUACUGUUAGAAAACGCCCGAGGCACGAAUCGGUUUAGUUGAGGAGGCGGAUCACACACGUGGUCGCCUCAAACCUUUACUUAUAACACAGGUGGUUAAAAACUCCGGAGAGUAUAGAAAUCACUAAUUAAACAGCCUCACCGACCAAGAGAGGCCCCAAGGAUGAAGAGAAAACGAUUUGAAUUAAUUAACUGAACAGAACUACUUAUCGGUGAGACAACGGUGAUGUCCUCGGGGUGUCUGCAGAGACGUCCGCUCUCGGCCGGCUGAAGAAGGAGACUGGGCUGAGACAAGGGCUUGCAGCAGGCAACAUGGCGCCUUUCGCGCCGAACACAAUUACCGUUACAUCUCUGCGACUGCGUGCCCUGGGUUAUUAUUGAAAAUAACAUGAACUCUUUAUAAAAAUUAGCAUUUACACAUCCAUGACCAGACCGUCUGUAAUAAUUUCUUAUGUGGUAAAAUAGUUUGAAUAAAUGUUAUACGUUGGUUCCGUCGUCGCCCGCUAGGGAGCACCCUUGUCCGUGCUUGCACGUAUUUUAUUACAAAAACCUAAUAUAUUAGUAAAACAAAAGACACUCACUUACUGGCUCGUCGGGACACUAUUUUAGGGGCGAAAAGAAAAGGUUACAAUAUUAUGAAUUACAUAUAGGGGUGCGGCACACUGCAGCUAAGCGCCCUCUUGCUGGGCUACCAACACACGCACACACACACGCACCAGCGGGGGGUUUGAACAGAGAUGGUGGUGUUUGGGCGGUGGCAUAUCGGGCUCAAAGGGGCUGCAGGCCCGGACGACGUCAAGUUGUACACCAUUUCCCUCAUUCAAAGCAUAAUGUAUUGACGAAAACACAGCUGUGCCGCGAAUUUUAAAUAAUUGGCAAAAAUUAAUGGGCCAUUCUCCCAUAAGUGUAAAUUUUAGCUGUAUAAAAUUUUGAUUUAUAAAAGUCCUUUUUUAUGCUGGUUUUGAUUAUAUCUUAACUCGUUAUAUAUUACAAAAUAGGAACCAGCACUUGUACGCAAACUUUAAAGUUAAUUAAUUUUUAACAGCAGUUUGAAUACAAUAAAAAAAUUAUAAGAUGUCACUACUGUCCCUUCAAGAAGCCUCAUAAAUAUAACUGUAAAUAGUUAUUUGCUGCUACAUAUAUAGUAUUGUGUCUUAAUAUAUUAAUAUAUAAUUUAAUUAGAAAUAGAUAAGUUAUACAGGAUAGGUGCAGAGAUUAACAUUUAAAAAAAUAGCCAUUCAAAAGUAAUAACAAAAACUUGAUAAAUUUAUGUUACACGGUAUUGCUUAAUUUAUCAAGGUCCAAAAACAAAGUAAAGUAGCACUUAUGCUGUUCAAUAAAACACAAUAAGCUACUGGUUAUCCCAGUAUUAAAAAAAUUGUGUGCAGUUAAAAUGUACAAUAUUACGCUCCUGUACAAUAAGAAUCAACUUAUGAAUGAGCUAAAACAUGUUGCAAUUUUCUGUCUAUUUCAACAUCACUUGCGAUUGUAAAAUGUCUUGAAGACACAGGGCACGGUGCAGCUUCAAUCAAACACAAGAUUUCAUCUUCAGGCACUAUAUGACUGUCUGGUUUGGUAGGCCAAUAAAACCGCUUUCCAGCUCGGAACAUGAAAGUGAUUGUCACCAUGUUGCCAUCAACAUCUUCAACUAAGCCUGUAAAACCCAAUCAACUUUUGUAGAAUUAUUUAUGUUUGACUAAUAAAAUUAAUUGUUUCUUACUUAGCUGAACUUACCUGGAUACCACUGUUCAUCAUAAAUAACUGCAACCCAUUUUCCAACAAGUGAUGUUUUACUGUAAUUUCUUUUAGAUUUAUUUACAAGUGUUGAUCCAUUGCAGUCAUUGUCUAAAUGCAGAAAAUUGAGGAAAAUAACUCAAUGCAGAUACAGUAGAACCCCUGUCAUACACUUUUCAACGGAGGGCACAAAAAUGGUGUAUGAUGGGGGAAAGUGUAUGAAAUGGGAAUGGCAAUAAUGAAAUUUUUUUCCAAUCUAGCAUACCAGCACAAUGCCAGAUUAAACAUAAAUACAUAUGUGUAAAUAAUUGCAUUACAUUAAUGAAAGAUAUGAAUUCAUAAUUAUAUUAUACAUAUAAUAAACCCACCAGAAAUGUAAAAUACAGUCCAUAAUCAAGUAAAGCUGACAUGAGAAACAGUGGCCUUAAAAAAUGUUAUGAAGUCCUUUCUUGGAGGGGGGAAAAGUCACCAAGCCUAAAUUAGAAAUUAAAAAAAUUAGGCUAUUGUAAAAAAAAACAGAAAUUUUUGCUUGUUUAUUACAUUUUACAAACAACUUUAUGCAACAGAACAAUUUUCAAUAAAAUUUUAACUUGAGAAACGUAAAAUACAAAACAAUCCAAUCGUAAAAAAACAAUAACAAACGGGUAUAUUCAGUUCAAAGAUAAAUGACUGCACAAAAUAUGAGAUCCGUGCCUUGGUAAAGCACGUGCACCAUUUUCAUGAUCAUUUCUUGUUUGCGCCACUAGUCUCGCUUGGUGCUGGCCAUAGAUGCUACUAGCGAAGUGCACAGUCUUCCUGAUACUAUCCAUAUCUAUGGUGCAAUAAAGUUAUUUUCUUACGUUUGCAAAUGUAAACAAUGAUCGUUUUUCAAAACAAAAGCAUUAAAACGGAGUUUAUAAGGAGGAAUAUAAAAAAAGUUUGUGAAUUUUAGGACUUUUCCGCUUCGUAAAAACGUAUGAAACGGGAAAUAAAUGGUUUUAUAAGUGUAUGUUCCGGGAAAGUAAACCAUUGUAAAUAUAGUACUUUCGGCGGGACCGAAAUUAAUCGGCGUAUGACACGGGAAAAUGUAUGAAACGGGAACGUAUCAUCGAGGUUCUACUGUACAUAGAUUAUGUGAUGCAAAUCAAGUAAAUUGUGUACUGUGUCUCUCAUUUAAACUACAGAACAACAAUCUCAAUAAGAGAACUUUUUAAUAGUAACCAGGAAGUUGUUAAAAACAAAUGUAAUAUGAACAGAACAUAACUACUUACAUGGAGAAUAACAUUACAUAUAAUGCUUUGUAAAAGGAUACUUGCAACCAAAGAGUGAUGCUGAUGAAGUAAAUCUACAGAUGAGGGAUUUAAGCUAAAAUGUUUGCAUUCUUUGUUGGUAGCGCACAUGAAACAACUCAAGUAUCGUAUCUGUAGCUUUGAAGGAUCAUUUUUAUUCCAUGUAACUUGGUGUAGUUUCAUUGUAUUAGGUACUGGAAUACAAGAACUACUCAGUUUUAUUUCAUCAACAUUUGUUAUAUCUGUUUCUUCUACUUCAAAAAGUUUGAUAUUAAGAUUGCAAUUUGAUAAUGUUUGUAACAAUCUUUUAGCAUCUAUUAUGUCUGUUCCAUAUGCUACGGCCUGAUCUGCUGUGUUCUUUAAAACUCCCCCUAUUCCAUCUGCUGGACCCUUUCCAUGUCCACUUUCAGUAAAGUUCCAUGUAACAUUUUCUAGUUGGAAUUUGCGUGCAAAUUAAGUCAGAAGAAAAAAAUUAGUUCUGUUCCUAUAUUGAGUUGUUGGCCCAUCACUUUGAAAGUGUACUGUGUUGACAUCUGGGAACUCAUCUUGAACAACCUGUAGUAUCCUAUGCACAUGGGCCCAUACGGCACAGGCAUCAUGCCUCAAACACUUGGAUAUUGUACAAAAAGACAUCACAGAAUAACCAUCUUGGUUUUGUGUAACUACAUUACUGGUUUCUUUAACUUCCUUGUGAAAGUAAAUUACACCUGUGUGUAGUGUAACCUGAUCUUUAGAGGCUCCAAAAUGUGCACUCUGAACUUCUUCAUUACACUUGCAAACGUAAUUUUCCGAAAAAUCAAUGACAACAAGAAUUUCAUUUGCAUUAAGUGAUGUUUUAAGCUUCUUAAGUGUAGAAAAUUGAUGCCACCAAUUGAAUGUGUGCUUUAGAAAACUUGCUAAGUUUUCUUGAGCUUUUGCAAUGAGCUGUUGGAUGUCACAAACAAUUUUUUCUUUCUUUGUUAAUUUAACGUUGAUAGUUUUCCCAUUUUUGUCAAUUCGUUUUUUGGUUUUUGGAGUCCAUUGAUAAUAAAAUGUCUGUUCCGACAGUUUGCUUUCUACUGUUUCUAUGGGCAAAGCCUUAUUUUCACAACGACUGCAUUCUCGGUACAUACAUUCUUUGGAAAGUUUACUACAACAAACAAAGUUACUCACGUCACUGACAUUUUUGACUUUCAGCAGUUUAUGAUAGUGUAGCUUAUCUAUCAAAAAUUGGUAGUUUGCACGUUUUGUGCAUAAACAAGUAUCCCUGUCGGACACUUGAGGAUGAACAACCCAAAACGGUUUCAGUUUACAGAAGGUUGCAUAUGAUAUGCUAAUGUUGUUUGGUUUAGUUUCAUUAAAUUUCCUAUGUAAAUUCUUCAAUGAAUCUAGAAGAACUCUUUUUUUCUUUUUGGUUUUGUUCUUUGUGACAAACUCUUUUUUACCAGGUGUCAUAGAGCUGUUGACAUCUUCCUCAUAAAAUCUACAAACCAUAUCUUUUGUUUGUUGCGACAUUGCAUUUUGUUUUUGUUUUCUUUUGACAGGUUGUCUUCCUAUAUGAAGUCUCUAUCGAACACUGAGAAAUCCUGUUUCGUGUAAAAGUCUGUAUUUUUUUACAAUUUUACCAGAAACAAUAUUUGUGAGGCAUCGCUUAUCUUUCUCUGUAGAAUGUUUUGCAGUGUUGGAUAGCUCAGACAUAAGUACUUCACCAAAAAGCAGUUUUUUUUAAAUGUCUUUCUGGGUGCCUGAUUUUAGCAUUUUCUUCACUUUAGAAUUUGGUGAUGGAGAACCCAUUGUAUUAUUUUGUACCUUGAUUCUUAGAAGUCGUUUCUUUAGUUUCUCUGCCUUCCUCUUGUAUUUAUCAACAUCUUUCUCACUUCUUUUAAGAGCUCGAUACACUGCACUUCUAUUCUUCCUUUCGUUUUUCCUGCCCGAUUGCCUUCUCUUGUUGGGAAUUGUUCUGUCUUGAAUUGGUGGUGGUGUUGGUGACGAAGUCUCUAGAAAAGCUACCACUUCAUCAUGAGCUUUCUUAGUUUGUCUGCUUUUUCUUUGCCUUUCUCUCCAGUCUUUCCUCCUUUGUCGCUUCUCUCUAGGCGAUAAAUCUGUGAUUAACUUUAUUUUGCCUUUCUGCUUUCUUGUCUGGUAAAUUUCUCUCUCUCUUUGUCUAAAUCUUUCUCUUGCCUCAGGAUCCUGUUUCAUUCUUUCCCUUUGCUUUCUUUUUUUCUCCCGUUCUUUCAAACGUUUUUCUUCUGUUGUUAUCUUCUUACUUUUUUAGCAGAUGAUAUCUUGUUGCAUAACACUUUUGUACUAUGGCACAAUGGCACAUCAGAAGUAGGCCUAAUGUCAUUGUUUAUGGUAUCUGAUUGCACUUUUGCUUUCCCUUUUUUUACUUGCUGAUUAGAUGUGAUCCCCAAACUUGUUGAAGGAGCAUUAUAGUCAAAAAGAUCCAUGUCACCUUUGAAAACCAGUUUCACAUGUAUUUAGAUUUCAAAUUUCCAUUUGCAAUUAAACCAUUUUAUUUAUUUCCUAAAAAAAAAAAAAUAAUUGUAACUACAUAGUUACAUAAAAAUACUAAUUAACAUAUAUGCAGAAGUCUCUACUGUCCUGUUGUUGUCACCACUGUCCCCAUGACAACAGUUGCUUAUAAGGAACAGUAGUGACUGGGACAGUAGUGAAAAUAUUAUUAAAAUGGCCACUUUUAAAUAGGUUAGAAUUUACUAGGAAAGAUACUAAGACCUUACUGAGGAUAAGUUAGAUUCGAAUCUGAAAAAAUACCGGAUCGUACCAUAAUUAUCGUACACACCUUAAAAACCCGGAAAUUCGUUCGUGCAACAACAGCCUAAGUCAAGUCCUUAAAUUGAAGUGUAUAAAAAAGGAAAAAAAAAAUAUAUAUAUGCAUGGUCAUGAACUUAGACAUGUUAAUAAAAUGUUUGCAAGUCAAAUCUUCAAAAUUAAAUAAAAAUAUAAAUGUUUAAUUAGGAUAAAAAAUAUUAGAAACAGAAAUAAGAAUUUGAAAACAGCGUAAUUUUGAUAUAUAAAUAUUAAAAUAGACAACAAACGUUUAAAAGGAACCUUAGGUACACCACACAAACAUCAGAACUGGGGGAUAUAGCACCUUUUUAUUUCCACGAGCCCCUUUGUGGUAAAAGUGUGAUUUAUUUCAGACUUGUCAAUAAAAAAAUUAAUAACAAUUAAACUAGAAAAUGGUGCAACAUUCGGCUUGGUGCAAACGUUUAAGGAGACCCUUGGGCAGGGGGGGACAACCAUAUGGGUUUUACUGUAACGCUUUUCUCGGACCUGGAGCUCGUUGUUCAUGCACACAACGCUGCGAGGCGCCACCGGCGAAAUGAAAACCGCCGUCAGUGCUAUCUAGCGUAGGUGGAAAAAACUUUCUACUCCGCUGUGGAAUUCCGAGGACUCUCUCUUCCCCCCCCCUACCCCCCCCCCCCCCCCACCCUACCCAACCACCGGCCUAUCGGGAAGUAAUGUUCCCCGCCUGUGAAGCUCUGUUAUCAGCAGCAAUGUUUCGCUCGUUAGGCUCAAGAUAACAUCUCUCGGUUGACUCUUUGCUUCUUUGUGUUGGUGAACUGCAGAUCGUAUUUUGCUCAGUUCUCAGGACAGUAGCCAUUGUUUUUCUGAUCAAUUACGUUCUGUGAGAUAGACAGCUAAACAUGACUAAAGAAAUAAUUUGAGCGCAAGUGUAACUCUAAUACUUUUUACGUGUUAAGAAAUGCAUUGUACUACGACUCGAGGUAAGAAACACUUUGUGCGCCUAUACUAAAGGAAGCGUAGUUUAAGUGCCCAUAAAUAUUUGUUAUUGUUGAAGUGAUAUAUCGAAAUAAUAUACUAUAUAUGGAAUAACAUAUUGUGAACAAAGAAUAAAGCUAUUUGCUGUUUUAAUGUUUAAAAAUGCCGAGAUACUGUACUUUCAGAAACUGUACCAAUACUUCGCUAACUCACCCAAGUUUACAUUUUUAUUCGUUUCCUGUUUCAAGAAAGGACAUUCUGGAUGUGUGGAUUAUAAGCUGUGAAAAGCCGGACUUAAUUGAUCUAUCUGCUAAUCAGCUUAAAAAUAGAUCUGUAUGUGAAGUUCACUUUACCGCCAAUUCCUUCAUGAAUGAAACUAAACAUCGACUCACCUCAUUUGCCGUACCUACUGAAAACAUCUGCAAUGAAAAUGUUUCAGCUACGAAUAUCGCAUUUCCUUUAUCACAAUCAUCGUGCCUCUCCAAUUGUAACUCACAUAUUUCACACACAAUAGUAACUCCAAAAGAGGAUACAAUCACCACGAACAGCCCGCCAUUGACAGCAUUUCCGUUCGCCCCUGCAGUAAAUACGGCAUUUAACUCGUCUCCAGUAAUUGCACAGACAAAAUCCACGAUGUGUAACUUGUCGGCCAUUGUUCCAGCUACAUGUGCUGCCUCUCCUCCUACAAGAGUGGUGGCCUCAUUAGAACAUCCAUUGCCGACGAACACAACCUCAGUUUGCGCAUUUACUUCAACAACAUUCACAGUGUUGGAGAAUUCUGUAGUGACUGGUUCAGUAUCUGUAACUACUGUUCCAGCGUGCAUACCUUCGGUAGUUUGUGUGUCAAAGUCCAUACAGUCUGCGAAUAUUUCCUCGUCAGUGUGCACUUUGCCUACAGCUAUACCACGAUAUGUUCUGCCUGUGUCUGUUCCGUUAACCAGUUUGAAUACAGAACAGGAUAGUACUGAAAAGUUCUCGGCAGCACAAAGACAGGCGGAAAACUCUGCAAAAGAAAUACGCACAUACUCAAAAUACGAUCGCUGCGGUAUUUUGCAUAAAGUCAGAAGUGAUGGGGUUUUUGUAUUUUCCCAUACUUCCCACUUGGAUUCAGGUGAGAAUACACAAGAUUACUCGAGCAAAAUACUAUGCGGGUCCCAAUUAACACCCAGAAAGCAGAAAUUGAAAAGGAAAAUAGAGAAACAAAAAUCACUCUUGUCCAAGAAACGUGUAAUCAUUUCCAGGCUCAAAUCUAGAAAUCUAUCAGUUGCUGAACUAAUACCCAAAAUGAAUGAAAUAUUUUCCGAACCUGCCGCUGUCUUUAUGUGCAUGCAAUUUACUCACAGGAAAAGGUCUCCAUAUACAGAAAAUGAGAAACGCUUCAGUCUUUCAUGCUUCUAUAAGUCGCCUGCUUUGUACAAACAUUUACGUGAGCAAGGUUUACACCUUCGAAGCCCUGGUGUAAUUAGAACGUGGCUAACACGUGUUCCGAUGACUGCAGGAACUAAUACGGCGUUAUUAAAACAGCUCCAGGCUAAAGUUUCUACAAUGGAUAAUGACCUAGAAAAGAAUGUGACCUUAAUGUUCGAUGAAACUGUUAUUAAAACAUUACUUCAGUAUGACAGAAAAAACGAUAUCAUAGAAGGCUUUGAGGAUAUGGGAGCUGGUAAACGCUCAAAUAAAUUUGCUAAACAAGCCUUGGUGUUCAUGGUAAGGGGCAUGUUUCAUAAAUGGAAACUACCGAUUUCGUAUUUCCUGACAUCGAGUAGCGUAAAAUGUGAUGUACUGAAAGAGUUAAUUAUUGAGCAUAUUACUCUAUUGCAAGAGGCUGGACUGAUUGUAAGAGCGAUUGUGUGCGAUCAAGGGCCCAAUAACAGAGCAGCCCUUCGACAACUUGGUGUUGCUGAAGGAAACCGGUACAUAAAUGUAAACGGCAAAAAAAUACACAUUGUAUACGACGUACCACAUUUAGUAAAGAGUGCCCGGAACAACUUGAUGCAACAUGACAUUCAGUAUGAUGAGGAACGUCGUGCUAGUUGGAGAGAUAUUGAAGAUAUUUAUGCUCUGGACAGUCAAUGUAACAAAGAUAAACAUGCUCCUAAAGCGAGAUCGUUGCCAAAAAUCCAAGAAAAACACAUUGCUCCAAAAAAUUUUCAAAAAAUGUCUGUGAAACUCGCGACGCAAGUUUUCAGUCACUCCAUGGAAGCUGGUCUACUUACUGCAGUUGCUACCAAGCAAGUGGUUUCAGAAACCGCUGUAGACACAGCAGUUUUUGUUGGUAGGGUUAAUAAUAUAUUUGAUGCACUGAACUGCAACUCACUUCACAGCAGAAACCCCUUCUCUUGUGCACUGAGCAACCAUUAUCCAGAGGUUGAAGAGUUUCUCUUGGAUUCAGCUGAGUUUGUGGAUACUUGGGUCGCAGUUGGUGCGAGAGCUAAAAAGCCUCCUUGUUUCAGUGGACUUAGUAUGACGAUCCGUAGUAUUGUAGAUUUGUGGCGAGAGUUAAGAUUGCAAGGCAUCGAAUAUGUUCUUACAUCUCGACUGAACCAAGAUGCUAUUGAGAACAUGUUUUCAGUUUUGCGAUACAGAGGAGGUUUCAAUGCUAAUCCUUCGGCUCAACAGCUCAGACACAACUUAAGAGCUUUCGUCUGCACGCAUCUGCUGAAGCCAGCACAGAGUGCAAACUGUGAACCCGACGAGGAUGCUCUCCUGUCCGUUUUCUCCAAGGCAACGGCAGCUGUUCAGGACGACACAGCUGCGAGAUUUGACCACCUCAGCGAUUGCGACAGUGACGCAGAUGGCAGCGAACUGGCUUCGGAACAUACUACAGAGAUUUCUGAAUGUGAUUCAACCCUGGAGUCCUGCUCUGUAAGGUACGUUGCAGGAUACCUUGCGAAGAAAUUAGAAAACAAGUACCACUGUGUGACAUGUCGUAAGUCUUGUUCUUCUCCAAAUAUGCAAUUAGAAAGUCAUCACAAUUUACUUCUUUUCAACAGAGCUUACAUGGCUAAAGAAGACAGAGUAGGUAAGCUGAUUGCUCCGAGCGAUAUGUUUUUCAAGGUAACUGACAUAACCUUGUCAACAUUUACGGAAGUUUACCCGAAAUGCUGUUCUGACAAAGGAGUCUUGGGAUUGAUUUUUAAAGAAGUUAAAAAACGAGUGAAAAAUGUGUACCCUUGCUGGUUUUUCGGGCCAUGCAAAAAACACAGAAUAUAUGCUCUUAUCCAUUUGAUACGAAUAAGGCUUAACAGAGAAUUGUUUUGGUCAUCGAAAAAAAGUUGCAUUUCUGCCAAGAAGCCGCCUCAAAAACUUAGGAACUUGUUACAUUGUUAACUUGUUGGUUGUCUUCUGGAGGAAAAGAAAAGUGACCUUCCAGGAAAUGGUAUUGUAUCUACCUUGUUAUGCUUUGUAGCACUAAAAGUAGAUUAGUAUUUCUUUCCAAAAACAAAACAUCUUUAUUUUGUGUGUACUUAAGCGGCCGACCUAUCUCGAACAUUAAAUAAUGGUACUCAGAACUAAUGGAGAUACAUUGUCGGUAUUUUAAACGGAUACGUCUGUUUACGUCUCCUACUGUUCAAGUAUGAUUAAACUGUUUUCUUAAUUUUCCCGUUCGUAUCACAGUAAUGCCCCAAUGAAUUUUCUGUUCGCUUGUAUCUCAUUAUACAUAUACUUAUUAAAUAAUCACUUUUCACUUUUAAACUGCUUUCUUAAGUUGAGUAACGUCUAUAGUUCUAAGUAGGUGGGCCUCUUAUAAUUGAAUAGUAUUCUGUGUAUUAAGUACGUUUAGAGUGUACAUUGCUUAUGUAUAUGUUGUUACGUAAAUGUAGUACUUUCAAAUAAGUAAAUGGGUAUUAAGUUAAGUUCAAGUGAUAUGUCAAAUGUUUUAUUACGUAAAUAACGCAAUCUAAUCUGUUCUCGGAGUUCACAUAAAAGCCAACAGCAAUACGAAAACUGCAUAUUAAUACCCGAUAAGCUAAUCUCAUGAUUUUAAAUAUUAAAUACAUUUAUUUUUAAUCACGCCAAUAAUGCCUAUGACAUGCGGAAGUUACUUGUAGAUCACCAACUCUUUUACCUAUUUCAGUUAUUUAUUUUUAUUAAUGCGAUCAAGCUAAUGCAUUAAUGAAUAAAUACAUAACCAUAAUAGGAAUAAAAGUGAUUUUUUAAACAUAAAUAUUCGCUAGGUACCGACUGAAGAUUGUUGAGCGCCAUCGUUAGAAAAUUUCUUGACUGUAGUCUGUGCGAAAAAACCGCAUUUUGAGGUUGCAUAAAAUGUUAGCAACACAAUUAGGCCUAAUGAAAAAGAUAAUAUCACUCUGAUAUAGGACAAUAUUUGAAUGAUAAAUUGUUUUCUAUGUAAACAGAACCAGGAGAAGUAAAGCGUUUUAAAUAUUUUAUUCGCCGUAUUUGUCUCAACGCGGUCAGUAUACGCGCACAUAUCUGUAUCGUCAAAGCGCUGCGACCGCGACCCGUUGUGUGACCUUGAGCUCUUCUGUUUCACUCCUCCCCUCACACUCUCUUCAUGCCAUGCCAUCCCGCUGAUAGUCGUGCAGCGCCAGCCUUAUUGGGUUCCUACUUCGCUCGUUUGGCAGCGCUGCGUACCGGACCUGUAAACCGUCGAGCUUCAUACACACACCACCAGGGCGACGCGAAGUUUUGUGUUACAUUAGAAGACUAGGCGUUGACAGUCUGUAUAUCUUAGUCGUCUGUGCCCUUGGGUACACCACACAACCUUCAGAACUGGGGGAUAUGGCACCAUUUUUUACCACGAGCCCCCCUUUGUGGUAAAAGUGUGUUUUUAUUUCAGACUUGUCAAUAAAAAAAUUAAUAACAAUUAAACUAGAAAAUGGUGCAACAUUCGGCUUGGUGCAAACGGUUAAGGAGACCCUUGGGUACACCACACAACCUUCAGAGUUGGGGGAUAUGACACCAUUUUUUUUUACCACGAGCCCCCCUAAGUGGGGAUUGUGUUUAUUUUGAUCAGACUAGUCAAUAAAACAAUUAAUAACAAUUAAACUAGACAAUGGUGCAACAUUCGGCUUGGUGCAAACAAUUAAAAAGACCCUUAAGUACACCACACAACCUUCAGAACUGGGAGAUAUGGCACCAUUUUUUUUACCACGAGCUCCCCUUUUUGUAGAUAAUGUUUAUUUUGAUAAGAAUUGUCAAUAAAUUAAUUAAUAACAAUUAAACUAGAAAAUGGUGCAACAUUCGGCUUGGUGCAAACGUUUAAGGAGACCCUUGGGUACACCACACAACAUUCAGAACUGGGGGAUAUAGCACCUUUUUUUACCACGAGCCCCCCAUUGUGGUAAAAGUGUGUUUUUAUUUCAGACUUGUCAAUAAAAAAAUUAAUAACAAUUAAACUAGACAAUGGUACAACAUUCGGCUUGGUGCAAACGUAUAAAGAGACCUUUAAAUACACCACACAACCUUCAGAACUGGGGGAUAUGGCACCAUUUUUUACCACGAGCCCCUCUUUGUGGUAAAAGUGUGUUUUUAUUUCAGACUUGUCAAUAAAAAAAUUAAUAACAAUUAAACUAGAAAAUGGUGCAACAUUCGGCUUGGUGCAAACGUUUAAGGAGACCCUUGGGUACACCACACAACAUUCAGAACUGGGGGAUAUGGCACCAUUUUUUACCAGAGACCCCCUUUGUUGGGAUUGUGUUUAUUUUGAUCAGAAUUUUCAAUAAAGAAAUUAAUAACAAUUAAACUAGAAAAUGGUGCAACAUUCGGCUUGGUGCAAACGUUUAAGGAGACCCUUGGGUACACCACACAACCUUCAGAACUGGGGGAUAUGGCACCAUUUUUUACCACGAGCUCCCCUUUGUGGUGAAUGUGUUUAUUUUGAUUAUAAUUGUCAAUAAAUAAAUUAAUAACAAUUAAACUAGACUAUGGUGCAACAUUCAGCUUGGUGCAAACGUUUAAGGAGACCCUUGGGUACACCACACAACAUUCAGAACUUGGGGAUAUGGCACCAUUUUUUACCAGAGACCCCCUUUGUUGUGAUUGUGUUUAUUUUGAUCAGAAUUUUCAAUAAAGAAAUUAAUAACAAUUAAACUAGAAAAUGGUGCAACAUUCGGCUUGUUGCAAACGUUUAAGGAAACCCUUGGGUACACCACACAACCUUCAGAACUGGGGGAUAUGACACUAUUUUUUACCACGAGCUCCCCUUUGUGGUGAAUGUGUUUAUUUUGAUCAUAAUUGUCAAUAAAUAAAUUAAUAACAAUUAAACUAGACAAUAGUGCAACAUUAGGCUUGGUGCAAAGUUUAAGGAGACCCUUCGGUACACCACACAACCUUCAGAACUGGGGGAUAUAGCACCAUUUUAUACCACGAGCCCCCCUUUGUGGUAAGUGUGUUUUUAUUUCAGACUUGUCAAUAAAAAAAUUUAUAACAAUUAAACUAGAAAAUGGUGCAACAUUCGGCUUAGGUGCAAACGGUUAAGGAGACCCUUGGGUACACCACACAACCUUCAGAACUGAGGGAUAUGGAACCAUUUUUUACCACGAGCACCCCUUUGUGGUAAAAGUGUGUUUUUAUUUCAGACUUGUCAAUAAAAAAAUUAAUAACAAUUAAACUAGAAAAUGGUGCAACAUUCGGUUUGGUGCAAACGGUUAAGGAGACACUUGGUUACACCACACAACCUUCAGAACUGGGGGAUAUGGCACCAUUUUUUACUACGAGCCCCCCUUUGUGGUGAUUGUGUUUAUUUUGAUCAGAAUUGUCAAUAAAGAAAUUAAUAACAAUUAAACUAAACAAUGGUUCAACAUUCGGCUUGGUGCUAAGGUUUAAGGAGACCCUUGGGUACACCACACAACCUUCAGAACUGGGGGAUAUGGAACCAUUUUUUACCACGAGCACCCCUUUGUGGUCAAAGUGUGUUUUUAUUUCAGACUUGUCAAUAAAAAAAUUAAUAACAAUUAAACUAGAAAAUGGUGCAACAUUCGGUUUGGUGCAAACGGUUAAGGAGACACUUGGUUACACCACACAACCUUCAGAACUGGGGGAUAUGGCACCAUUUUUUACUACGAGCCCCCCUUUGUGGUGAUUGUGUUUAUUUUGAUCAGAAUUGUCAAUAAAGAAAUUAAUAACAAUUAAACUAAACAAUGGUUCAACAUUCGGCUUGGUGCUAAGGUUUAAGGAGACACUUGGUUACAACACACAACCUUCAGAACUGGGGGAUAUAGCACCAUUUUUUACCACGAGCUCCCCUUUGUGGUAAAAGUGAGUUUUUAUUUCAGACUUGUCAAUAAAAAAAUUAAUAACAAUUAAACUAGUUAAAAGUGCAACAUUCGUCUUGGUGCAAAAGUUUAAGGAGACCCUUGGGUACACCAAACAACCUUCAGAACGGGAAUAUGGCAAAAUUUUUUACCACGAGCCCCCUUUGUGGUAAAAGUGUGUUUUUAUUUCAGACUUGUCAAUAAAAAAAUUAAUAACAAUUAAACUAGAAAAUGGUGCAACUUUCGGCUUGGUGCAAACGGAUAAGGAGUCCCUUAGGUACACCACACUACCUUCAGAACUGGGGGAUAUGGCACCAUUUUUUACCACGAGCCCCCCUUUGUGGUAAAAGUGUGUUUUUAUUUCAGACUUGUAAAUAAAAAAAUUAAUAACAAUUAAACUAGAAAAAAGUGCAACAUUCGGCUUGGUAAAAAUUUAAGGAGACCCUUGGGUACAAAACACAACCUGCAGAACUGGGGGAUAUGGUACCAUUUUUUCCAUGAGCCCCCUUUGUGGAAAUGUGUGUUUUUAUUUCAGACUUGACAAUAUAAAAAUUAAUAACAAUUAAACUAGAAAAUGGUGCAACAUUUGGCUUGGUGCAAUCGGUAAAGAAGACCCUUGGGUACACCACACAACCUUCAGAACUGGGGGAUAUGGCACCAUUUUUUACUACGAGCCCCCCUUUGUGGUGAUUGUGUUUAUUUUGAUCAGAAUUGUCAAUAAAUAAAUUAAUAACAAUUAAACUAAACAAUGGUACAACAUACGGCUUGCUGCAAAAGUUUAAGGAGACCCUUGGGUACACUACACAACCUUCAGAACUGGGGGAUAUGGCACCAUUUUUUACCAAGAGCCCCCCUUUGUGGUAAAAGUGUGUUUUUAAUUCAGACUUGUCAAUAAAUAAAUUAAUUACAAUUAAACUAGACAAUGGUGCAACAUUCGGCUUGGUGCAAACGGUUAUGGAGAUCCUUCGGUACACCACACAAUUUUCAGAGUUAGGAGAUAUGACACCAUUUUUUUCCAACGUGCCCCCCUUUGUGGUGAUUGUGUUUAAUUUUGAUCAAAAUUGUCAAUAAAGAAAUUAAUAACUAUUAAACUAAACAAUGGUGCAACAUUCGGCAUAGUGCAAAAGUUUAAGGAGACCCUUGGGUACACCACACAACCUUCAGAACUGGGGGAUAUGGCACCAUUUUUUACCACGAGACCCCCUUUGUGGUGAUUGUGUUUAUUUUGAUCAGAAUUUUCUAUAAAGAAAUUAAUAACAAUUAAACUAAACAAUGGUGCAACAUUCGGUAUGGUGCAAAAGUUUAAGGAGCCCUUGUGUACAAAACGCAACCCUCAGAACUGGGGGAUAUGGCAACAUUUUUUACCACGGGCCCCUUUUGUGGUAAAAGUGUGUUUUUAUUUCAGAUUUGCCAAAAAGAAAAUUAAUAACAAUUAAAUUAGACAAUGGUGCAACAUUAGGCUUUGUGCUUACGUUUAAGGAGACCCUUGGGUACACCACACAACCUUCAGAACUGGGGGAUAUGACACCAUUUUUUCCAUGAGCUCCCCUUUGUGGUGAAUGUGUUUAUUUUGAUCAUAAUUGUCAAUAAAUAAACUAAUAACAAUUAAACUAGACAAUGGUGCAACAUUCGGCAUGGUGCAAACGUUUAAGGAGACCCUUGGGUACACCACACAACCUUCAGUACUGGGGGAUAUUGCACCAUUUUAUACCAAGAGCCCCCCUUUGUGGUAAGUGUGAUUUAUUUCUGACUUGUCAAUAAAAAAAUUAAUAACAAUUAAACUAGAAAAUGAAGCAACAUUCAGGUUGUUCAAACGGUUAAGGAGACCCUUGGGUACACACACACAACCUUCAGAACGGGGGGAUAUGGCACCAUUUUUUUACCACGAGCACCCCUUUGUGGUUAAAGUGUGUUUUUAUUUCAGACUUGUAAAUAAAAAAAUUAAUAACAAUUAAACUAGAAAAUGGUGCUACAUUCGGCUUGGUGCAAACGGUUAAGGGGACCCUUGGGUACAACACACAACCUUCAGAACUGGGGGAUAUGGCACCAUAUUUACUACGAGCUCCCCUUUGUGGUGAUUGUGUUUAUUUUGAUCAGAAUUGUCAAUAAAGGAAUUAAUAACAAUUAAACUAAACAAUGGUGCAACAUUCGGCUUGGUGCUUAGGUUUAAGGAGACCUUUGGGUACACCACACAACCUUCAGAACUGGGGGAUAUGGCACCAUUUUUUACCACGAGCCCCCCUUUGUGGUAAAAGUGUGUUUUUAUUUCAGACUUGUCAAUCAAAAAAUUAAUAACAAUUAAACUAGCAAAUGGUGCAACAUUCGGCUUAGUGAAAAAGUUUAAGGAGACUUUUGGGUACACCACAUAACCUUCAGAACUGGGGGAUUUGGCACCAUUUUUUACCAGAGACCCCCUUUGUUGUGAUUGUGUUUUUUUUGAUCAGAAUUUUCAAUAAAGAAAUUAAUAACAAUAAACUAGAAAAUGGUGCAACAUUCAGCUUGGUGCAAACGUUUAAGGAGACCCUUGGGUACACCACACAAACUUCAGAACUGGGGGAUACGGCACCAUUUCUUUCCACGAGCCCCCCUUUGUGGUAAAAGUGUGUUGUUGUGUGGUGUACUCAAGGGUCUCCUUAAACUUUUGCACCAAGCCGAAUGUUGCACCUUUGUUUAGUUUAAUUGUUAUUAAUUUCUUUAUUGACAAUUCUGUUAAAAAUAAACACAAUCGCCACAAAGGGGGGUUCGUUGUAAAAAAUUGUGCCAUAUCCCCUACUUCUGAAGGUUGUGUGGUGUACCUAAGGGUCUCCUUAACCGUUUGCACCAAGCCGAAUGUUGCACCAUUUUCUAGUUUAAUUGUUAUUAAUUUUUUUAUUGACAAGUCUGAAAUAAAAACACACUUUU